AAGAAUUACUAUUCCCGGAAAUGGAGCUUGACAAGUUGUUCGAAGACCAAGAGUUGGUUUUGAGCAUUCCAGCCCUAGCCCUGGAAGAAAUGGAGCCUGAGAAGCGGCCCGAGUGUUGCAUCUACAAGGUUCCCCAGAAACUCCGUAAGGUAAAAAAAGAAGCCUACACUCCAAAGCUAAUUUCAAUAGGCCCUUAUCAUUACGGCCAAGAAAAUUUGAAGAAGAUGGAAGAUUUGAAAGUGAGGUAUUUCAUUGAAGCCGUUAAUCGGACUAAGAAGAACAUGGAUGAUUUUACAACAUGCAUCCGAAAAAUCAAAUACAAGAAGAUCCUUCAUUGUUAUGCAGAGGUCAAUGACAUGAACGAGAACGAUUUCAUGCAAAUGAUCCUUUUGGAUUCUAUUUUUAUCAUUGAACAGUUGUGGAGGAUUAAUGAAAACCCGCCAUUGAGCCCACCAGCAAUGACUACCAUUUCCCGAAAGUGUGAAUGGAAUUUAUUGGAUGCAUGUGUAAUAACUUGCCAAAAAGAAACAAAGGAAGAUGACCCAGAAAAGAAAAACCCAAAAGAAGACAACCAUGAAAAGGAAAACCCUUUGCGAAGCUACAAUAUUAUGCAGGACUUGAUAUUACUUGAGAAUCAGGUUCCAUUUUUUGUUCUGGAGGAAUUAUACGAUUUUGCCUAUAGCGACCUUUCUAUGUACCAGCAAAAUGAGGAUAAUUCCUUUCUUAAGCUUGUCCAUGCAUACUUUUUCCAUUUUUGGAAAAGUUCUGGUUUAAUUCACCAUUCUGAUUACGAGAGGAUAUUCUUUGGUAAGAAGAAGAAAGUCAAACAUUUUACUGAUUUCAUAAGAUAUUUUCUCCUUCCACAGAAUCUAACAUGUGGAAGUACUUUUGAACGUGUACCUUGUGCAACCAAGUUGUCGGAGGCAGGAGUGGAAUUCAAAGGGUCCAGAGCAGGACAAUUCAAGAAUGAAAGCUUACUUGACAUUCAAUUUCGAAAGAGUGCCUUACUGAAAAUUUGUCCAUUUUUAAACAUGUCAUGGCUCUUCAGUUGCUUUCCUUGCUUCAAAUGCUUGGAGAUCAUGCAACCUGUCUUGGAACUCAAAUCCUUUAUAAUAAGGGAUUCAACUGAAUGUAUUGUUAGAAACCUCAUGGCCUUAGAGCAGUGUCAUUAUCCAUGGGAAUCUUACGUAUGUAAUUAUAUUGUAUUGUUGGAUCAUCUUAUCAACACUGCAGCAGAUGUGGAUCUACUGGUUGAGAAAAACGUUAUCGUUAACUGGCUAGGCAACAAUAAGGCAGUGGCAAUUCUGAUCAACGCCCUUUGCCAGCAAAUUGUAGAAGGUAAUUCUUGUUACUUUGAACUCAGUGAAAAGAUUAACGAUCACUAUAGCAGCCGUUGGAGCAAACUCAUGGAAUCCUUUACAAAUCUAUAUUUCAAAGAUUUUUGGAGAGGGACAGCAACUGUUGUUGGAAUCAUGGUCCUGUUUUUCACUUUCUGGAAUUUCCUUAGACCUUUUGUCUUUCACACUUGAACAUCUGUGUGCUUCAGUGUUUGUUGGAGACUUGGUGCUUUGCUUCUGCUUAUUUAGAUACAUUCUGAACUUUGUAAUAAUGCUUUGCUUCUAGCUUAGCAAAUGUUUUGUUGUAAGUUUGUGAUGUUUCCACAUCUAUAAACUGGU
This is a messenger RNA of Quercus robur (English oak), 1676 nucleotides long. RefSeq names its product UPF0481 protein At3g47200-like. NCBI's taxonomy places the organism in Eukaryota, Viridiplantae, Streptophyta, Magnoliopsida, Fagales, Fagaceae. The transcript has a single exon. The record is from RefSeq and is a predicted model, not a curated record. Bases 21 to 1529 code for a protein of 502 amino acids.